Messenger RNA from Aspergillus tanneri, 2556 nucleotides. RefSeq names its product putative Sin3 complex subunit (Stb2). The transcript has a single exon. The record is from RefSeq and is a predicted model, not a curated record. The coding region runs from base 1 to 2556 and encodes 851 amino acids. Gene Ontology annotation, cellular component: Sin3-type complex. Lineage: Eukaryota; Fungi; Ascomycota; Eurotiomycetes; Eurotiales; Aspergillaceae.
AUGCCGCCAACAACGCAGAACAGCGCGCAGGCUGCGCGUCCUGCUAUAAUCCAUCACGAUUCGAGGAAGACAUCGGGCGGUGCCAAGGAAAGUCCGUCCAAUAACUCCGACGGCCAUACUGGUCAGUCUCCCCGCCAUGGUCACCAGAAAUUUGUAUUUACCGACCCUGUCGCUCUCCGAUACCUUGAAGAGGACCCCUCGACGAUCGUGCUACACCGGCGUCUGGUACUGCAAGGUUAUGAGAUAUACGUUGUUGAGCAAUGGGCAUGUUCGAGGAUCCACCCUACAUUUAUAAUUACAACUUACACCGGGGACACAUCGCACAAGGUCACAGUUGGGGUGCUGGGCGUUCCUACUGACGAAUCUACGUGGUCCCCUCGUCUGCAGCUGUAUGUGAAUGCUGUAACGCAAUGCCAAGCACGGAGGAAAGAGACAACGCUAGGAACUCUUAUGGUUACGGAUUUGAGCUCGUUUCCCUCGGCCCUGACCGUCAUCCCGGUACCAGAUGGCGAUGUCAUCAAGCAUAAGGACGAUUUUCUCGUUAACGAAAACCUCAAAAGACUUAAUUGCUCAGGUCGCGCCGGCUUGAAGCUACAACCACCCGCAUCAGCGACCGAAGCGAAAUUCCAUCAGCUUUACCGGACAAGCGAGAGGGUACCUCUGUACAAUGCGGUCCUUGAGCUGGUGAAACAAUGCCAGAUUGCUUUGAUGAUGUUCGGCAAUCUAGCGCCGGAAUAUGUGGAUGGACUGCUAUGUGAUGUCACGGAAGCAGCAAUCAGUGACUGGUGGACGGACAUGGGGAUGGACCUGUAUAAUAUUGAACCGAGUGAUGGCGGCCUGGGGCCAACUACCGUGGCAGCUUUAUUAGGUACUCUUAUGGGAGCCCGAAAUCGACUUCACGCUUUCGGUGCACCUGUUGGAAAGGAUGCAUUCGAUAUCCACAAUCUUAAAAGAGGCAUCAGCAGCUUUCAAAAGUCUCAGAAGCUGAAAAGAACACGGAGGCUGGACCGCCAAACUUUGGACCGACUGCAUCGGGUCACUGCAAAAGCUGCGAAUUCGGAAGGGUGGACAGACGCCGUCAAGUCAACGAUGGCAGAGCUUAGUGGACACGGCGGGGAAAUGGUUAUGGGUAUGGUACGGGGCCGAGAGAAAGGGGGUAUUGCCGAUAUCGAGACUCUGGAUAUUGAUAACUUUGCCCAGUUGGUGAACGGUGAACGGGCAAAGUGGCUGUGGAGGGGAAAGCCGCGCAAGAGCGGCGAUGGCCAUAUCGGCGGCCCACCAGCUGCAGAUAUGAUGUUUACAACGGAUGACCAAGGUGGUUAUGUAUGGACAAGCCGCAAAAGUCGCUCGAAUGAGCAUCUUGCUACCGACAACUCCCUUCAAGGACACGACCGCUCAUUGAAGGUACCAGCGCCCGCCGUUGAUGAGAAAGACCAGAACAUCGGUAGAAUGGUGCGAAGAGGAGUUAGUGAGAGAGUGUCCGACGCACGAAUAGGAUUUGGCAAGUUCAAAGAUGCGGUUGGACUUCGUUCUCAUGUGCCAAAACAGACUAAAGAGGGAGUGGAUCUGAUUGGCGAUGCAGCUUACAUUCCACAGCUAGAAAGCGACACAGAGAUAUCGCAUUCGAAACCCACUGUUGAUGGAAGUUAUCAAGUAGAGCUUGAAAGUGCCCAGGAUCACGAAGUUCGAACGUAUAAUGACGAAUCUCCAGCUGAACCACCACUGGAUGCACUUUCACCAAAGGCAUUGGACGCUCGGCCCCCUGCUAUAAGAAUCGAGUCUGUAAUAUCUAAUGAAAGCUCAGAUUCAUCACAUAAAAUAUUAAUGAACCGACCGGACGAGGAGUGCCAAGAUCUAGAGCGAUGGAGGACACGAUCAACGGAUAUGUCGGGCGACCAAGAACAGGCCUCGGAGCUUGUAUGUAUGUCGUUGCGUCGACCACAGAGCUGUCCCGAGCUCAAUUUUCAUCAUGAUGCCCUACAAAGAGGCGGAAACUGGCCCCGACACCUGUCCUUCAGCACCGUCGAAGACGUUAUGCUAGGCUGGGAAGAAUUGGUAGGCAGGGGAAGUGCCUUUGAGAACUCCGAUCUUACUUUGGAGGAGGCUAUUGUCCAGGAAGACCUAUUAGCAACCGACGCGCAAAAUUUCGCCCUCCGUAUCCAAGAAUUGCGCGAACACACUGUUCCCUGGGUCGAAAAACAAGUUGACUCUGUCGACUUCUUGAAUACGGUUCUAUACCAAUGCCAUGAGAAGGUGAACGCGGAAUACAUGGAACAACUCAACAAAUAUCAAGCAAUCAGGGAUCGAUCCAGCGAUCUGUUAACUGAAGAGCAUUCAUCGCUAACCGACCACAUGAGGCGGAUUGAAAUGUUAGGCGCAAAACUGGACUAUGAGCUCAACGUACUCAGUUCUAAAAUCGAGGAUGUUGAGACUGGGCUCGGAGAGUUUGAACGGCAAGUGAAUGAAAUGGAGCUGAGAGUCAAGACGUUGAUCCGAGGCGACGAAGAGAAACAGAGCAGCUCAUGGCUGGCUUGGCUGCGAGGGCUGAUGGGCUGA